AUGUCAAUUGAAACGCUAUUAAAAUCAUUGAAAGUAAUUAGUCUAAAAUCUGGCGAUGAUAACAUCGAUCGUUUGCAUUAUUUUCUAACAACAAAUUUACUAAUAGCAGCAAGUACCAUAGUAACCUGGAAGAUGUUUGAAGGAAGUGCAAUCGAAUGUAUGUUACCAGCAAGUUUACCUAAUUCAUGGAUUAGGGUUCUGAGGUAA
Loa loa (African eye worm) is the source of this 207-nucleotide messenger RNA. Its product is annotated as innexin inx-11. Gene Ontology annotation, molecular function: gap junction channel activity. Gene Ontology annotation, cellular component: gap junction; plasma membrane. The transcript is spliced from 2 exons. Lineage: Eukaryota; Metazoa; Nematoda; Chromadorea; Rhabditida; Onchocercidae. The record is from RefSeq and is a predicted model, not a curated record. The coding region runs from base 1 to 207 and encodes 68 amino acids.